Molecule: messenger RNA, 2757 nt
Organism: Exophiala viscosa
Lineage: Eukaryota; Fungi; Ascomycota; Eurotiomycetes; Chaetothyriales; Herpotrichiellaceae
Product: kinase-like domain-containing protein
Exons: 7
Coding region: 140-2635 (831 amino acids)
Biological process (GO): protein phosphorylation
Molecular function (GO): ATP binding; protein binding; protein kinase activity
Source: RefSeq, a predicted model, not a curated record
GGAAUGCCUUGUAGGUCACGCUCUGCGGUUUGACUAGUUCUCUGCUUCCUCUCAAUGUUCUCACACUUGCUGCAUCUCCAUUGUUGUUAACACCAUUUGACAAGUCUCUGCUUUGCUUGUGCCUGUUUUGUUCGCAACCAUGACUUUCCUACCUUGUUCUGGCGUUCAUCGUGUACGCAGCAAUUCAUCGCCAUCUUCCAAACCUCCUUUUGCAGGUGUCUUCGUUCACAAAAACCAUCGGGGCCAGGUGCUUGCUCGAAGAAAGAUCUAUGCCAACCAUGAGAUCAUCAUUGGUCGGGACAGAAGUCGCUGUCAAUAUGUCAUCGACGAUCCGUACGUUUCAAAAAGACACCUCAGACUCUAUACAGUCGUGUACGAAAAUGAUGAGCCUGACGAAGUCCAAACUCUUGUCUACGCGGAAGACCUGUCCCAGAAUGGCUCCUACUGGAACGGUGGCCUCAUUGGAAAUGGCAAUGGUGGCUACCUAAUCAGCGAUGGGGACGUACUGAGAUUGAGCCGCCAGACAUUUCUCGUCUUCGAGCACAAAACAAACGGAACACCUGAAGCUCAUUUCGACUUCGCGCAGGAGUGGGAGAUGGCGCGCUUCCGGAAUCAUUACGUGGUUACAGACCGCCUUCUCGGCGCGGGGACUUUCGGUAAAGUCUUCAUGGCAAUCGAACAACAAGCACGGGCACAAGUGGCAUGUAAGUUGGUUGACUUACGGAGGCUUGAGGACAGACCACUCGAUUUCCUUGAAGGUCUGGAACGACCGGCGGCUGCUCAAGACGUGGACAGCCGAGCCGAACUCAAAAAGGUCAAUGAGUGGGGAGGUCAACGGAAGAGGGAAGGCUAUCUGGAAGAUAAGUUGAGAAUAUACCUCCGUGAAGUCGAGAUCCUGGCUUCGGUUAGCCACCCUAACAUCAUUGGAAUCGAAAAAGUCUACGUGACAGAUAGCACGGUGUAUAUGAUGCAAGAUCUUGUUACUGCUGGUGACCUGUUCUCCUACAUUGAGUCGAAAAAUGGGAGACUGCUCGAGGUCGAAGCGGCGGUCAUUAUCCGACAGAUACUUAUUGCUUUGUGCUUCCUCCACGAAAACAACAUUGUGCAUCGAGACAUCAAGCCGGAAAAUAUUCUCAUGACAAGUCUUUCAGCAGGUUCUCGAGUCGUGUUGACCGAUUUCGGUGCUGCUCGCAGAAUUCAGAGCCGGCUGCAACGGAUGUCCACAUUGCUGGGUACCCUGGAAUAUGCUGCACCUGAGACGUUGAAACAAUCACGAAGCGGAGCACAAUACCAACCACGCGGUUAUACACGAGCAGUUGACUUGUGGUCGGUUGGGUGUGUCUCGGUCGUUUUGCUCACCGGCGGACUGGCUUUCGCUGAUCCGACCACGAACAUGUACUCGGAAAAGCUUGCUAGAGAGUGCAACCUCACAUUCCUUGAGGAGUCUAUCGAAUGGCUACAAGUCAGACGUCGACCAAAGGACUUUGUUGAGAAUUUGUUGGUCCUUGACGAAGCCAAGAGACCAACGGCUGCAGAAGCUCUCAAUCAUCCAUGGUUUUCAAAUGAGAUGCAUAGAAACGAUUUUGAGGAUUUGUACCAAAGGACAAUCAAACAUUGGGUUCCACGGCCACCAAAACCGCCAACUAUCGAGUUCCAGGAUCCAACUUACAAGUACCUGUUGAAACGAUCACCAGAUGCAGUUGACUUCGGCCAACGGUUUCAUCAGAGGCACAAAAGUCCUGUUGAUCCUCCCUACAAGCCUUUUCCGAGAAAUAUGCAUUUGAACAUCUGGCCGAAGAGGGAUGCGAAGAGAAGACUGUCUGCAGAAGUGUUGGGAGCCAUAGAGAAUUGGGCUCCGGAUUCUCUUCGCGAACGUGAACACGCUGGGCCUCACGUCUCGUGGGAAGAGAAGCAAAUUCUCUCGGCAUAUUGGAGCAAGAAUGAGGACAAAACUUCAAGAGAUAUCAGGGCACGUACGGUAUCACCUCCACCUCGACCUCAGUCAGAAUUCUUCAUCAGACCACCGGAGACUCGGACUGGCGAUACACUGCGCUCUUUGGGUAGUACAACGAAGGCAGCAGCGGAACAUCGUUCCUUACCAGACGUAUCCUAUGUCAAAGAGCCGUCCGGAGUGGUCGUGCAGGACAACCACUUUAAGUCGCCAGGACGGCCUCUGACUCCAAGAUCGCAAAAGGGCGGCCUCAGAAGACGCGCUAGCUCUAUGCCUCCAGAUCUCGUCACAAGAAACACCGACAUAUUGACUGGCCGGAUUUACGUCGAAGAUGAGCCUGCCAGCAAUGUUGGGGAUGGGAUCAAUGCAAAUGACUUUGCAUACGACUCUACUGGCGGAGAACCAUCGUGUGACCCUGAGGGUGAAGACCAGUCUUCGAUAAUGAGUGACUGUCAAGACACUGGUGAAGAGGACAUCAGUGCUCCGAGAAAGAAGUACCGACUCAAAAGAAGAACAAACACAGUGUCACCCAACCGCCACAAGAAACGACGAGGCUCGGUGUUUGACUUGGCAGAAGAUGACGAGAAUAACGAAGCUGCCAGAAAGAUGACUACUUUAGUCAAUCGACCAAAAGUACCAAUCCCGACAAAGCACAAGCCAGAAACCCUAUAUCUCCCACGAUAAACAUGAUGCGGAGAUUGAAUCGACAUGCAACGCUGAAACCUUUGAUGAAGUGUGAAGUGUGCUAGAAGUGGCUGAAGCUAGUACUCAUGGACAGCAUGCUAGGCUGCUAACCCAUUGAGAGC